Molecule: messenger RNA, 1823 nt
Organism: Populus nigra (black poplar)
Lineage: Eukaryota; Viridiplantae; Streptophyta; Magnoliopsida; Malpighiales; Salicaceae
Exons: 2
Coding region: 522-1274 (250 amino acids)
Source: RefSeq, a predicted model, not a curated record
CACCACGUUCUUUCCUCCCCCCUUGGUUCUUUACCUCAAUAUCAUAGUGAUCCAUCUCACAAUAUCAACCAUGUCUUUGUGGAGGAUUGGUCUGGCGAUGAUGAUCUAGAAGACGAGGAGGUGGAUUUUGACUCUUCUGUGGAGAAUUAUGAAGGGGGUUUUCAAUUCCUCCUCUCUCUAGUGGUUGUGGCUCCUCCCGUCCUUGUUGCUCCCCCUGGUGGUGGCCAAUCAACCUCUGUUGCUUCUCCUAUGGGUGCCUAGGCAACCCCUCCUCCUCUGCCUCCUGCUGUGCAGAUACUAUCUUCUUCGCUAGAGAAGACUGUGACGCCAUCAUCCUCGCCUUCUGGCUAUAGUGAGUCUCCACCCUCCACUGUUGCAGUGAAGAAAUGUCAAGGGUCCCUGCCUGGGUAAAAUUUCCCAACCUUCCACUAUGCUGCUGGUCACCUAUCUGUUUAUCAAAGAUAGCAAGUGUUAUUGGGAAGCCUAUUUAGUGCGACCAACCUACAUCAACUCUUUCCCAGAUGUCAUAUGCCCGGGUUCUGGUUGAACUUGAUCUUCUUGCGGAACUCCAACACUCAGUAGAGAUUACUCUCCCUGAAGGUCUUGCUCUGCACCAACAAGUAGUGUAUGAAACUUUGCCCAAGUAUUGUAAGCUCUGCCAUGUUCUUGGGCACACUCAUCUCCUCUGCCCCAAAGCUACUGUUGAUUCAAAAACUAUACCCUGCCCUCAACCACUGGUUCCAGCUGUUCAAGCUGAUAAAGGGUCUGUUUUUAGUCGAUUGGGUCCUCAGCCACCUUUUCAGUCCUCUCCUCCUCUGCAAAAGUUGCAAGACCAGUCGCACGACCAGGACAUAUCCACACAGGCUGUAGGGUCAGCAGUUGAUCUUGUUCCUUCUAAUGACUGGGUUACAGUGGUAUCUAGACGCAAAUCCAGUAAGCAGGAUAAUGGAAAGGCAAUAGCAGUAUUUGAGCCAGUGUCGGUUUGCACAGGACCUGUUCGAACCUCCUCUGGCGCUAAUACAUUGGUGGCACACCCAUGUGCUGAAGAAGCUAGGGAUCCUCCCCCUUCUUAUCCUAAACCAUUAGUUUUGCCCUCCUGUGUUGGUGAAGGCCACAACCCCUCUCCACCGAACUCUUUGACAAUUCCUACUGGUGAUGUGAACAUGGCUGGCAAACCUGUUAUGGAGGUAUCAUCCCCGAGUCGGGUUCGAAACCGAACCAAAAAGCAGCGUGGUUACAAUCGAAGGCUUUCCCCUUCCCCUGUAACGACAUGAGGAGUUUGUUGCUUGGUGGUUUGAGCUGGUCCUCUACCAGUUUGUUCACUACUGGUUGAUGCAGUCAGUUGUAUAUUCAGGAUGUCUUAGCCAUUAAUUCGCUGAAGGGGCCAUUUGUUCUCUGUUUAAGGGUGUUGUGUGGUGUUGCUUUUGCUGAAGGGCCCCUUUUUUGCCCUGUGCUGUGCUGCUCCGCUAAUGCAUGGCUCAUGCAUUUUGGUUUCCCAUGCUUUAUUUUGCUGAUAGGGCCCCCUUCCCUUGAACGGUCUAUGAGCUCUUCCUGAUGGUGGCUGGCUGUCCUGUGCUGUUAGCUCGUGUAAUUGUAUUGUUAUUGCUUUUGUUCCCUUCGGUUAUAACCGAAGGUUUGUUUGCUUAGGUUGUUUUUCUCUUGUGCUUGGUGGGAGUCUGUUCCCACAGGAUUAUUUUGUCUUCCUUUGCCUGGAUAUCUAUGUCCAUAUGUACUGCUGGUUUCAGCUUGUUCCGCAAGCUUGUCUUGCAACUUUUUGAUCUAUACAAUUCUUGCAUUUGAUAAAAAAAAAAACAUUCAACUUG